This is a messenger RNA of Hermetia illucens (black soldier fly), 2233 nucleotides long. Its product is annotated as D-beta-hydroxybutyrate dehydrogenase, mitochondrial. The transcript is spliced from 8 exons. The record is from RefSeq and is a predicted model, not a curated record. NCBI's taxonomy places the organism in Eukaryota, Metazoa, Arthropoda, Insecta, Diptera, Stratiomyidae. Bases 600 to 1772 code for a protein of 390 amino acids.
CUUUGGCUUUUCUUCCAAAAAUACUCCAUUGCCACCUCCAUCUCGGCGGGUCCAGAUCGCGCGUCUCUUCAGCUUCCCGAAAUCUGUGGACGGAUCCCAAGAUCUAUCUAUCUAUUUGGCUCUGCAGCGAAAACGUAUGCCGCUCCCCUAGCCAGUAUCCGCCGCCGUCAUAGAGACGCAAAUCAAGAUCCCAAUCGAAAUAAAAACGGUUUUGAUGAAAAUUUUUAUUUUUGUGACCGAAAAGUAGGGAAAAUUUUAAUAAGCGAUCGCAGACCGGCCGCAAACUUUUCGAGAUUACAGUGUGCAGCGUGACGGCAGCGUGAAAAUGAUCUCGUGCUGAGAUUAAAGAUUAAAGAGUAUCUUCUGAAAGAAGAGCGUGCCCAGCGUUAGUGAGUUAGUCCGUAGAGUUAAGCCGAAGACACGGAAAUACGGCGUGGAGUGAGGUCGAUUUUUUUACACAUUCGUAUCGAUAAAUCGAAAACAGUAGUUAAAUCAGUGCAUUCCCAACAAAGUUCGGAAAAGUCGACCAGUCCACCUGUGGAUUAACUACCAGGACCCAACCACUGCAUCCCUUAGAAGCAAAGACGGAGCGCAAGAAGAUGCUGGGACUAGGCGAGGUGACGCGAAGAGCAUCACGACGAGCAUCGUUACGUCGGGGAUCCGUUUCCGUGCUUCCACAGAAAUCACAUGAGAUCCCAUGGGACAUCCUUGAGCGUCUGCUGAUGCCCUUGUUAUUUUGUCAUGCAGCCGCAAUUAUCAUCUCAACAGCCCUACACAUUUUCGACAUUUCAUCCGCCAGCACGUUCGCUAUAUUUGUCUGGUUCGCCCUGUCAACAGUUGGAGCGGUUUUGUUCUACCAUUUCGUUAAGGUUUCGGCAUCCGGUAAAGGCAUCCUCAUAACAGGAUGUGAAUCUCCACUAGCAUGGUAUCUGGCAAAGAAACUUGACGACUUAGGUUUUACAAUCUACGCAGGAUUCGCUACAGAAAUUGACUGUGAUGAAGCUCAAAUCUUGAAGGAGGAAUGUUCGGGCCGCAUCAAAAUUGUUCACCUCGACAUAACUUCAGAGAAAACGAUGUUGGAAGCUUCAUUGUAUAUUUCGCAACAUUUGCCCUAUGGCGCGAGUGGAUUGUGGGGUAUCAUACAUUGCGCUAGCUGGAUUGCACUCGGUGAAAUUGAAUGGGUUCCAUUUGCUGUUUUGCGAAAGUCGUUGGAUUAUAAUCUAUUAGGUGCUGCACGCUUAACGCAAAUCCUUCUUCCCCUAAUACGCAAGGCUAAUGGUCGUAUUGUAUUCCUCACAUCUGUUUGUUUCCCAUCAGGAUUGAGCCGCAUUCCUGCCCCCGUACGUGGCAUCCAAUGUGCAACCCAAGCCGCUGUGGAAGCUUUAGCUAACUGCCUGCGACAGGAACUCCGUCCACGUGGUGUAGAUGUAUCCGUUGUAUCAGCCGGUGAAUUCUCUAUUGGAAAUGGAUGGCUUACUGAGGACGACCUUCGUGAUCAGGUAAGUGAGGCAAAGAAAAUGUGGGCCCAAUUGAGUGACGAACAGAAAAAGACAUUCGGCGAAGACUACUAUGAAGCUGCCAUGACAUCCAUCGAGAAACAAACCCGAGAGGUAUCUGACAUUCAACCUGCCCUUCGUGUCCUUAUUGAUGCUGUUACUCGCACCUUCCCGCUGGCACGCUACACACCAGUCAGUACAGGAGACAAAAUUCAAAUCUUCUUGGCCGAACAUCUUCCAGUUUCACUUUAUGAAGCAAUCUAUUGCAAAAAAUAGAUUGUGGUGCAUAAAAAAAACAAUCUAUAUCUGUUGUAGUUCAGAUCAAUGUAACGGAAAAAUCAGGUCGCUCUUCAGAAAUCCAAGAAAACACAGAUAUUUAGAUAUUCAAUCCUGCACUGGGUUGAAUGUAGUAAGAUUUGAAAUUUUCACACCCUUCAUUGUUUUAGUAUGAAUUAUUGUCACCCCUUGACCCCCAAUUGACUUGAAGAUAGUCUUCGAAAAUUCAGUUUUCUUAUCACACAUACGUUUUUACAUUUAUUUCGAGUGAUUUUCUUUUUAUGGAUACAAGUACUUCCGAGAGGAAUAGCAUUUCUAAUUUUAAUUUAUUUUUAAUUUAUAGUUAAAUUUAAUUGUUAAUUUGAGGAAACACUACAGCAAGUUGUAACCGAAGAUAAUAAACAUUUUAGUGUUUAUGGAAUUAAUUGAAACCAGUAAAUAAAAGUCAGAUAUCAGGAACA